Prunus dulcis (almond) is the source of this 2353-nucleotide messenger RNA. RefSeq names its product probable glycosyltransferase At3g07620. The record is from RefSeq and is a predicted model, not a curated record. The transcript is spliced from 5 exons. The coding region runs from base 307 to 2343 and encodes 678 amino acids. Gene Ontology annotation, molecular function: glycosyltransferase activity. Lineage: Eukaryota; Viridiplantae; Streptophyta; Magnoliopsida; Rosales; Rosaceae.
AAGCUUUACCUACUGGGAAAACGCAAGGAACCAAUCGAUCAGACAAAAGUCGCCACCAACUGCUAAAAACUCGCGUGGACUAAACUAUUCUCUCAUUUUAUGUUAGUGUGUAGUUGGACCAAAACCCAUUUUUCAGACAAGGAUUAGAGUUGGCAAAUUUGUGAAGACAAGUCAUGAAGCUUCCCACGUCUCCUCGGUGAGGCCAUACAGCGGAAGACCGUAGAAGCUCUGCACUGUUUCUCUCAUACCAAGGGUGGAUUAUGGUUAUUGAAAAUUGGCCAACAAUCACUAGAGUAGUUUAUCAAAAUGGGUCAGGAUCUCUUAUCUAUAUGUCAAGCAGAAACCAGGAGAUUGCUGUGGAUUGCGGGAAUGCUGUUUGCUGUGAUCUUAGUUGUCCGGCAUCUUGAACUUCCAUAUGGUAAUCUUUUAUCAUCUAUACUCUCUUCUACAAAGGUUCCUUUAGUGGGGAAAAGUGGCUUCCAAGCUGGAUAUUCACCAUCUAAUUCUGAGAUUGUCGGUAACUUGUCGCUUUCUAAUGAUUUGAACAACACUGGUACAUAUGCAAUUCAUGAGAAAGCUAGCAAUACUAGGAGCUCUGAUUCUGUAUUAGAAGGACAUGAAGGCUCAAACAGAGCUUUAGAAAUCAAUGAAGAUGAAGACGAUGGUAAGGAUGCGUCAUCUGGAAAUUUGGUAAAGCAAAAUAGAACUAUCAUUGUGGAAAAUGUAAAACCCUUGGAGACUGAUUUUGCUCAAGAGGGGGGUAGAGAACCUGAAGUGAGCUCUGUUGAAAAGAAAAAUACUACAGAUAAUACUUAUUUAGAAGGCAGGAUUGGGAAUGAAAAUAAUACUGUAGAUGUUGUAAAUUCUACUGCUGGUUUACCAGUCAGUUCACCUGCACCCCUAAUGAUGAAUUCGUCACCGAGCACAGCUCCAGCAAUUUUUGAAACAAACGUUGGAGCUCCCAUUAAAUCUGUUGACUCAAAUGUGACUUCAGUGGAGAAAGAUCGAACAACCCCUUCUGAGAAAACUGAAAAUUCUGAGCAAUUGCAUAGUGACCUCAACCAAACAGAACAUAAUUCUUCAAUGACCAGAGUCCCUGAAGUGAAAAUGGAGCCAGAGGUUCCAAUCUUGGAUGUAUAUUCAAUAUCUGAUAUGAACAAUCUUUUGCUCCAGAGUCGUGCCUCAUACCAUUCAGUGAUACCACAAUGGUCUUUACCUGUUGACCAAGAGCUGCAAUAUGUAGCAUCGCAGAUUGAAAAUGCACCCAUAAUAAAGAGUGAUCCAACUCUUUAUGCUCCACUUUAUCGGAAUCUAUCCGUGUUUAAAAGGAGCUAUGAAUUAAUGGAGGACACUCUUAAAGUAUACGUUUACAGGGAAGGAGAAAGACCUAUAUUGCACUCGCCAUUUCUCAAAGGGAUAUAUGCUUCUGAGGGAUGGUUCAUGAAGCAGCUGGAAGCUGAUAAAAAAUUUGUUACUAAAAACCCUCAGAAAGCCCACCUGUAUUACUUACCCUUUAGUUCUCGAACGUUAGAGGAAAGAUUAUAUGUGCCCAAUUCACACAGUCAUAAGAAUCUUAUACAGUAUUUGAAGGACUACGUCGACAUGAUUGCAGUGAAACAUCCUUUCUGGAAUAGAACUGGAGGAGCAGAUCAUUUUCUUGUUGCUUGCCAUGAUUGGGCCCCAUCUGAAACAAAGAAAUAUAUGGCUAGGUGCAUUAGGGCCCUCUGCAAUUCUGAUAUCAAAGAAGGUUUUGUAUUUGGCAAGGAUGUGUCUCUUCCUGAAACAUACAUCAAGAAUGAUAAGAAUCCUCUCAGAGAUCUUGGAGGCAAUCGUCCUUCCAAGAGAUCAAUACUUGCUUUCUUUGCUGGGAGCAUGCAUGGUUAUGUUCGGCCAAUUUUGUGGCAGCAUUGGGAAGAUAAAGAUCCCGACAUGAAGAUCUUCGGCAAGUUGCCGAAAGCGAAGGGCAACAAGAACUAUGUUCGUUAUAUGCAAAGCAGCAAGUACUGCAUUUGCGCAAAAGGUUACGAAGUGAACAGUCCGCGAGUCGUGGAGGCCAUUUUCUAUGAGUGUGUUCCGGUGAUCAUAUCAGACAAUUUUGUGCCUCCGUUUUUUGAAGUUCUGAAUUGGGAGUCCUUUGCUGUUUUUGUGUUGGAGAAAGAUAUUCCGAACUUGAAGAAUAUACUGCUUUCAAUCCCAAAGAAGAAAUAUCUACAGAUGCAAAUGAGGGUUAAAAAGGUGCAAAAGCAUUUUCUGUGGCAUGCCAAACCUGAGAAGUAUGAUAUUUUUCAUAUGAUUCUCCACUCUAUUUGGUACAAUAGACUCCAUCAAUUAAAACCCAUUUGACAUAGAAAUA